Messenger RNA from Schistocerca cancellata (South American locust), 2520 nucleotides. RefSeq lists its product as uncharacterized. Lineage: Eukaryota; Metazoa; Arthropoda; Insecta; Orthoptera; Acrididae. Gene Ontology annotation, molecular function: nucleic acid binding. Bases 243 to 1634 code for a protein of 463 amino acids. The record is from RefSeq and is a predicted model, not a curated record. The transcript has 2 exons.
UAGUCUGUCUGUAAACUGAAGAGCGAGCAGCGCCUUUGGUGGGGGAAGUGGCCUUUCCCGGAAGAACGCUGCCACUGGCCUACAGGGCCACCCAAAAUCAGUUGCCCUGUUACCCGUCUAGCGGUGUAGUUCAGCGUGCAGUGAUAUACUGAUAUACGUCGUUUCUGUUUGUGGAAUCUUUGUUGCCAGCGUCAGUCAGUUGACUUUGUGUACUCACUGAUAUACUUCAGUAUCCCGAAGUGAUGGAUAAUCGCCCUGCAUUGCAAGAAAAUGUGCGGAAUACGAAGAAGAGGAGGUAUUUGCGGAGUAACGAGCGUUCGAUCGUCUCUAACGUUAUUACAGCGUGUGUUAAGGAGGCAGCACAAAAAGAACUGUUGGUUAACAUUAACAGCCCCAAUCAAAGGGCUGCAGUUUAUGCAAACGUCAGCCUCGCCACUAUAGGACGCAUAAGGAAGGAACGUGAAAACAAGCCACAUGGUUUACUGGAAUCGCCGCGAAGGAAAACUGAUAAUUUAGGGAGGAAACCCAUCGUCAUAGACAGUUUCACAAAAUCAGUCAUUCGACAAACGAUGGAGGACUUUUACAUAAACCAAAAAAUAGUGCCGACAUUACGGAAAUUGCUUAAUGCCGUGAAACAAAAAAUACAUUUUCCUUGGCAGAAAGAUGUUUUACACAAGACAUUGCGUGAAAUGGGAUUUACCUGGAAAAGAUCUGUAAGUAAACGAAAGAUUCUCGUAGAAAGAACGGAUAUAAUUGACUGGCGAUGUAAGUAUCUGAUCCAAGUGAGGAAAUUAAGGGAGCUAGGCAGAAAAUUCUUUUAUAUUGAUGAAACUUGGGUGGACAAUAACAUUACUUACAGAAAAUGUUGGCAGGGCCCUGGCGUUGAGGGCAUUAUGGACAAUGUUAGCGGAAGCAAUAGGAUUAUAGUGGUGAAUAUUGGAUCAAAAGAUGGGUUCUUACCCAACGCACAGUUGGUUUAUAAAGCGGGUUGUGCAACAGGAGACUACCAUGGGCAAAUGAACUACGAAAAUUUUUCUAAUUGGAUAUCGAAUAAAGUGAUUCCGAAUCUGCCACCGAACUGUGUUAUUGUUAUGGACAACGCUUCAUAUCACAACAACGAACACAACAAAGCUCCAACUAGGUCCUCGAAUAACAGCGAAAUGAUUGAAUGGUUAUUAAAAAAUAAGGUGGAAGCUGAGUUGACAAUGAGAAAAACAAAAUUAUUUGAUUUAAUUAAACAACAUAAGCCGGAAGACAAAGUAUUUGAAAUUAAUAAAAUACUUGAAGCCCAUGGACACACUGUGCUGCGACUUCCACCAUACAACUGUGACUUAAAUCCAAUUGAAAUGGCGUGGGCAAAGCUCAAGAAUUUCGUCAGAGGAAGAAAUAUUCUUGGAGAUAUUUGCAUGACGAAGUUGCUGCAGUUGGUGAAAGAAGGUUUUGAAACGAUAAGUCAAGAUGACUGGAGUGCAUACUGCCUCCAUGUGGAGAAACUUGAAAGAGAAUAUUGGGUUAAGGAUGGGGUUAUGGAAGACAUAAUAGACGCUAUAGUUAUUAAUUUAGAAAGUGAUGACGACGAGGACGACGACGACGACGACAGUAAUGAUAGUGACAAUGUUGAUGAUGACCUCUAAAAUACGAUGUAUGUAAACAGGCAAUGAAUAUUUUUUUGAAAAAUAUGUUGUGUGUUCUUUCAAGCCUGACUCUGCUCAUACAGUAUGAAAUUUCUUUUGGUAGAAAUGUAGUACAUGGUAGUAAAAGAUUUUCCAAGAUAAAUACAGUCAAAUGUUGUCCAAAGCAAUAAAUACCAUUAUCACUUGUUGUACAAAACCAGGAAUAACUUGAGAGCUUCAUGGUAAAAUCAAUUAACGUUUCGCUAGCAGAACGUGAUUCAAUCACGUAAUACAUUUAAUGCCUAGAGAACAGCAGCAUUUGAAUAUACUCUGUCACUAAAACUCUAUCUCGGUUACUAUUCACAUGAUUCUAAGGAAUAUUGCUUAAAACAUGUGUGCAAUAGCUAAUCUAAACACUACUGAAAUUUCUUUCGAGACACGUAUACCGAUUCUGGACUUCUAUGUAAAAAGCUUGACAUACAAGGUGCGUUCACAUAUUAAUUUUUAUUUUUUGGUAAGAACUUUACUUGUUAAUCUACAACAAUGUUAUCCUAUUCAAAAUAUUCCCCAGUACAUGCUAUACACUUAUGCCAGUGCUUUUUCCAAUUCCCAAAACACUUUAGGAAUUAUUUCCUCGGGAUAGUUCAUAGGCCUUUUGACUGCAUUUUUAAUCUCACCCAUUCUUGUAAAACUGCUGUCCUUUAAGGCCUGCUUUGAAAUGUUUAUACCACUUGUGUGUUCUGGGUUUACUCAUAAGAGACUCACCAAAAGCAAUAUUUAACAUUCCUAAAAAUUUGAUACACUUUAUUCCAUUCUUAUAACAAAAUUUAGUACAGAUUCUCUAAUCUAUUUUUAUACAAAACAAAUAAUAGUUGAUGCUACCAAAACACAUAUAACUUUUUUGACA